UCAAUAUGCAAGGAAAGCGGUGCACUGCGCACUCUUCCCAGAAAAGUCAAUUUCGCGUACAAGGCGUAUUUUGCUCUCUUUCCACGACGCGCUCCAUGUCCCUAAUACGAAAGUACAUAACCCCUGCUAGCAACCAGAAUAUCACCGCAUCCAGUCUCGACAGCCACGCCGCAGCGUAACCAACAGCCACAGCCACGAUCAUGUUCCAGCGCUUGACCAAGACUUCCGAGGACGUCGUCCUCUCCGACCACGCCUCCUCCACAGCGAUAGGGACGGAGUCGGUCUCACAGCUCUCCACAUCCACUGCCGUGUCCAAGCGGGGGAUGCGCUACCAACGCGCACCCUCCUCCACCGGAGUGGUCUACACGUCCGGGUACGCGGACCAAUUCGUCUGCCUCUCCGUGCCCGAAGGCACACUGGUGGUGUACAACUUCCUGCUCCCUAUGUGCUCGGUCACGAUCCCGCUCUCGGAGAUCAUCUCCCUCGUUCCGGCCUCGACGGUGAGCAGCAUGGGCAUCGAGCCCUGCGGACUGUCCAGCUGCUCAGGCAUAGGCUGGGCAAGGGACUGGAGACGCGCGCUCUGGAGCAAACGCAGAAGGGAGGCGAUCGAGGCCGGGUCGGUCGUCAAGUGGAAAGGCGGAUGGUGCAGGGUCGGGUUUAGCACUGUGGAGCCUGUGGCGUUCGCAAGGAUCAUGAGAGAGGCCGGGGUGUUUAACAGCGAGGAGUAACAGACAGGCUCAUGAUGAGAGAUCGUUCAUG
This is a messenger RNA of Dacryopinax primogenitus, 759 nucleotides long. RefSeq lists its product as uncharacterized. Bases 201 to 728 code for a protein of 175 amino acids. The transcript has a single exon. The record is from RefSeq and is a predicted model, not a curated record. NCBI's taxonomy places the organism in Eukaryota, Fungi, Basidiomycota, Dacrymycetes, Dacrymycetales, Dacrymycetaceae.